GAGCUUUCAAAUUCGAACUUGCCUCUGAGGAUUGAUUGGCGGAUCUUUAAAUCGCCUCCAGCAAGCGAGCUAGUGCUUGCUUCAUUUAAACCGUGACAGACGUCUCCUGUUUCACUGGAGACAUCACAGCAGACAAGUCGAUUGGCUGUGGCAAGUGACCCUCUCUGUGGUUGAAGUGUUCUGAGGACGGGCCAGAAGGGCGCGCCAUGCUCGCCCCUUGCUCAGGCUGGGAGCUUGGCUGCCUCAGUCUCCGUCAGGUCCGACUAUGGGCUGGCGCUGGGCGCUGGUCUUGCCGGGAGUGCCAAGCCAGGCCGUACGGCUCAGGUCGGGGGGAGCGCUGGCCAGGAUCGGAGGCUGAGGUCCCUCCUCCUGGCCCGGCGCGACGGACUCUGAAGGAGUGGACGCUGCAGGUGAGCCCAUUCGGUCGGCUGCGGGCGCGGCUCCCAUGCCACCUGGCCGUGAGGCCCCUGGACCCCCUCACCUACCCGGAUGGCGACCGAGUGCUGGUCGCGGUGUGCGGCCUGGAGGACGGUGAGCGGCGGGUCCUGGAUAGCUUGUUGGUGAAGUACGACGAGACUCUUGAGGAGAUGGCCAUCGUGUCUGAUAGUAUCGACCCCCAAACGUCCGUGGAGGUGAACGCGCCCCUGAAGUUUGGUUUGGAUAUCAAGUCAUCUGGGUCUGGUUGUGUAAAAGUUCAAAGUAUCGAGUGUGAUAACUGUAAAAUUGAAACUGAGCAGGGGACCAGCGUCCUGCAGUCUGUUAAGAGUCAACAAUUGCAUGUUCAAACAAAAGGAGGCAAAGUGAUCUUUCUGGGAACAGUUUAUGGAAAUAUAGAUAUUCAUGCAUCAGAUAAAAGUGCUGUGACCAUAGAUAAACUGCAGGGAAGUUCUGUUACUGUAUCUACAGAAGAUGGUUUGCUGAAAGCCAAAUACCUUUAUACAGAAUCAUCAUUUCUGUCUUCUGCUGCUGGGGAUAUUACAUUAGGAAGUGUUCAUGGUAAUAUAACAUUACAAAGCAAGAUGGGUAACAUCACAGUAGAUUCAUCUUCUGGAUGUCUAAAAGCCUCAACUCAUCAGGGUGCCAUAGAUGUUUAUGUCAGCCAACUGGGGAAAGUGGAAUUGAAAUCCCAUAAAGGUUCUAUUAUUGUCAAGGUCCCAUCUUCUCUUCAAGCUUAUUUACAGUUAUCAGGGAAAGAGGUUGACGUGAACUCAGAAGUCCAUGUUCAGGAAAUGGCUGAAGAGCAUAAAGAUGAUGUUGUAACAAUGACUGGACUCAUGAAUCAAGCAAGCAAACAUGAAAAAUGGAUUAAGGCUGAUGCUCCAAAAGGGACUUAAUAGCCAUUCCCAGCUACUUAGGAGGCUGCGGCAGGGGAAUCACUUGAACCUGGGGGAUGAAGGUUGCCGUGAGCUGAUAUCAUGCCAUUGCACUCCAGCCUGACAGAGCGAGAGACUCCAUCUCAAAAUAAAUAAAUAAAUAGCCAUUCUGACUGGUGUGAGAUGAUACUUCACUGUGAUUUUGAUUUUGCAUUUCUCUGAUGAUUAGCAAUGUUCAGCAUGUUUUCACAUGUUUGUUGGUCACUUGUAUGUCUUCUUUUGGGAAGUGUACAUUCAUGUCGUUUGCCCACUUUUUAAUGGGGUAGUUUGGUUUUUGCUUAUUGAUUUAUUUAAGUUCCUGAUAAAUUCUGGAUAUUAGACCUUUGUCAGAUGCUAAUUUGCUAAUUUUUUCUCCCAUAUGUUUACUCUGUUAAUGGUUUCUUUUGCUGUGCAGAAGCUCUUAAACAUGUAUUUUGAAUGGUAUCAAGAAAGUUAAAAAUAAUGAAAUGAAGUCAGAAAUAAAGAUGUUUUUUGAAACCAAAGAGAAUGAAGACACAACAUACCAGAAUCUCUGGGACACAUUCAAAGCAGUGUCUAGAGGGAAAUUCAUAGCAAUAAAUGCCAAAAUGAGGAGCAAGGAAAAGUCUAAAAUCGACACCCUAUCAUCAAAAUUGAAAGAGUUAUAGGAGCAAGAUCAAGAAAACUCAAAAACUAGCAGAAAACAAGAAAUAACUAAGAUCAGAGCAGAACUGAAGGAGAUAGAGACACAAAAAAACCCUUCAAAAAAAUCAAUAAAUCCAGGAGCUGGUUUUUUUAUAAGAUCAACAAUAGACCACUAACCGGACUAAUAAAAAAGAAAAGAGAGAAGAAUCAAAUAGAUGCAAUAAAAAACAAAGGGGACAUCACCACCGAUUCCACAGAAAUACAAACUACCAUCAGAGAUUACUACAAAUAACUCUAUGCACACAAACCAGUAAAUCUGGAAGAAAUGGAUAAAUUUCUGGAUGUGCUGGAGGGUUUAGACUUGCAACCUCCCAAGACUAAACCAGGAAGAAGUUGAAUCCCUGAAUUGCCCAAUUAAAAGGUCUGAAGUUGAGGCAGCAAUUAAUAGCCUACAACUAAAAAAAGCCCAGGUCCAGAUGGGUUUACAGCCGAAUUCUACCAGACAUACAAAGAGGAGCUGUUACAAUUCCUUCUGAAACUAUUCCAAACAAUACAAAAAGAGGGAAUCCUCCCAACUUAUUUUAUGAGACCGACAUCAUCUUAAUACCAAAACUGGGCAGAGACACAACUAAAAAAGAAAACUUCAGGCCAAUAUCCAUGAUGAACAUCAACGCAAAAAUCUUCAAUAAAAUACUGGCUAACAGAAAGCAACAGCACAUCAAAAAGCUUAUUCAUCAUGAUCAAGUAGACUUCAUCCUGGGGAUGCAAGGCUGGUUCCACAUACGCAAGUCUAUAAAUGUAAUCUGUCACAUAAACAGAACCAAAGACAAAAGCCACAAUUAUCUCAAUAGAUGCAGAAAAGGCCUUUGACAAAAUUCAACAGCCCUUUAUGCUAAAAACCCUCAAUAAACUAGGUAUCAAUGGUACAUAUCACAAAAUAAUAAAAGCUAUUUACGACAAACCCACAGUCAAUAUCAUAGUGAAUGGGCAAAAACUGGAAGCAUUCCCUAAGAAAUCUGGCACAAGACAAGGAUGCCCUCUCUCAUCACUCCUAUUCAAUAUAGUAUUGGAAGUUCUAGGCAGAGCAAUCAGGCAAGAAAAAGAAAUAAGGGAUAUUCAAUUAGGAAAAGAGGAAGGCAAAUUGUCUCUAUUUGCAGAUGACAUGAUUGUAUAUUUAGAAGACCCCACCUUUUCAGCCCAAAAUCCCCUGAAACUGAUAAGCAACUUCAGCAAAGUCUCAUGAUAUAAAUCAAUGCACAGAAAUCACAAGCAUUUCUAUACACCAAUAACAGACAGAGAGCUAAAUCAAAAGUGAACUCCCAUUCACAAUUGCUACAAAGAGAAUAGAAUACCUAGGAGUACAACUAACAAAGGAUGUAAAGGAUCUCUUCAAGGAGAACUACAAACCACUGCUCAGUGAAAUCAGAGAGGACACGAACAGAUGGAAAAAUAUUCCAUGCUCAUGGUUGGAAGAAUCAACAUCGUGAAAAUGGCCAUACUGCCCGAAGUAAUUUUUAGAUUUAACACUAUCCCCAUCAAGCUACCAAUGACCUUCACAGAACUGGAAAAAGCCACUUCAAACUUCAUAUGGAACCAAAAGAGAGCCCGCAUAGCCAAAAUAAUCGUAAGAAAAAAGAACAAAGCUGGAGGCAUCAUGCUGCCUGACUUCAAACUAUACUACAAGGCCACAGUAAUCAAAACAGCAUGGUACUGGUACCAAAACAGGGACAUAGACCAAUGGAACAGAACAGAGGCCUCAGAAGCAACAUCACACAUCUACAAUCAUCUGAUCUUUGACAAACCUGACAAAAACAAGCAAUGGGGAAAGAAUUCCCAGUUUAAUAUAUGGUGUUGGGAAAACUGGCUAGCCAUGUGCAGAAAGCAGAAACUGGACCCCUUCCUGACACCUUACACCAAAAUUAACUCCAGAUGGAUUAAAGACUUAAACAUAAGACCUAACACCAUAAAAACCCUAGAAGAAAACCUAGGCAAAACCAUUCAGGACAUAGGAGUAGGCAAGGACUUCAUGGCUGAAAUACCAAUAGCAUUGGCAACAAAAGUCAAAAUAGAUAAAUGGAUCUAAUUAAACUCCAGAGCUUCUGUAUAGCAAAGAAAACAAUCAUUAGAGUAAACUGGCAACCAACAGAAUGGGAAAAAUUUUUUGCAGUCUACUCAUCUGACAAAGGACUACUAUCCAGAAUCUACGAAGAACUAAAGCAGAUUUACAAGAAAAAAACAAACCCACUCAAAAGUGGGCAAAGGAUAUGAACAGACAUUUUACAAAAGAAGACAUAUGAGGCCAAGAAACAUGAAAAAAAUGCUCAUCAUCAUGGGUCAUUAGAGAAAUGCAAAUCAAAACCACAUUGAGAUACCAUUUCACACCAGUUAGAAUGUCAGUCAUUAAAAAAUCUGGAGACAAUAGAUGCUGGAGAGGAUGUGGAGAAAUAGGAACACUUUUACACUGUUGCUGUGAGUGUAAAUUAGUUCAACCAUUGUGGAAGACAGUGUGGCACUUCCUCAAGGACUUAGAAAUAGAAAUACCAUUUGACCCAGCAAUCCUAUUACUGGGUAUAUACUCAAAGGAUUAUAAAUUGGUCUAUUAUAAAGACACAUGCACACGUAUGUUCAUUGUGGCACUGUUUACAAUAGCAAAGACCUGGAACCAACCCAAAUGUCCAUCAUUGAUAGACUGGAUAAGGAAAAUGUGGCACAUAUACAUCAUGGAAUACUACACAGCCAUAAAAAAUGAUGAGUUUGUGUCCUUCAUAGGGACAUGGAUGAAUCUGAAAACCAUCAUCUCAGCAAACUGACAUAAGAACAGAAAAGCAAAUACUGCAUUUCAUCGCUCAAAGGCGAGUGUUGAACAAUGAGAACAUGUGGACACAGGGAGGGGAGCAUCACAUACUGCAGUCAGUGGAGGGGGCUAUGGGAGGGACAGCAGGGGGUGGGAAGGGAUAAUGAGGAGAGAAAUGCCACAUAUAGGUGAUGGGGGAGAUGAAGGCAGCAAACCACUUUGCCAUGUAUGUACCUUUGCAACAAUCCUUCAUGAUCUGCACAUGUACUCCAGAACCUAAAGUACAAUAAUAAAUAAAUGAAUAAGAAAAAAAUGUAGAAACUCUAUUUCUGCCAGAAACAUCUCUCUCUCUCUCUCUCCUGCCCCUCCCUUUUCUCUCUUAAUAGCUUGAUUCUGUAGUAUGAUUAGCACCUAGGAGCUAGGAAAUAUUGAAAAGAAAAUGUAUUCUUAGGAACCACUGUGUGUUCUAAAUUCCAUAGAGCACAUUUGGAAUCCUUUGACUCAUUCCAUCCUGUUUUGGCCUACCUGACUGUGAGACCUUGUGUGAAAUGAUUUGGGAAUUCAACCAGUGUGCUGCAAUGGUUAGUCAUCAUUACUCAUUUAACCUGGUGAGAGAGGUUUCUUUGGAUCAGUAUAGAACAGUGAUUUUCAAACCUGAUAUGUGACAGUUGUAAUGUAUCAUAUUAGGUGGUUAAUAAUAACACUGUACUGAAGUUUGUUAGUGACUUUUGUUAUUUAUAAAUUAAAAGAGAUUCCGGGUUAGCCCUGUAGUAACAUUAUGUGCCCUUGCUCACCUUUCCUUCUAAUCUCUUGAGUAGUCAAAAAAAAAAAAAAGGGGGGGAAUGUUGGAGCCACCACCACAGACUGCUCAUAAUCCACAGCCUCUCUUAUUGUGCAUCAGAUGGGCACAACAGAGCAUGUGUCUACCCUUACCAAUCACAUCCCUUGAAUGUCAGAGCUUUUAAAAAGUUUGAGAAUGUAAUCUAAAGGCAAAGAGCAGCACAGUGUGAUUAAGACCUAGGUAUAAAGUAUGGCUCUCCCUAUAUGUGUAACUGUGGUACCUUAUUUAACCUGUUUAAACUGGUUUCCUUAUCCAUUUUUUGAUAAAGGGUAUUUGUGAGGAUUAUAUAAUAUAUGUAAAAUAGGAUUUAUCACAGUAUGUGGCAAAUAAUAAUUGUUAAAUAACAUUACUUGUUCAUACCAAUAAUAAAAGUCAACAGCUCCAGAUCAAAAGGGUUUGAACCUUUCCAUGAGCUGGAGAGAAUUCUCCAAGAGUUUUAUUUUUUUAGCAACACAGAUCUCCUAGAAUGCCUGAGCAGUAAGAACUACCUGAGUUGACCCUUCUAGCAACUGCUAAAGAAGGCCUUCAAGGAAUCUUCACACUGUUAUUUGGGGCUCUGAAGGCCACUAAGACUUUCUCUAUGAUUUAUCUAGAAUGGAAGUUUUUUUGCUCCAGACACAAAAAUACCAGAAAGGUCCCUUUACUUUAAAAAAAAUUUUAUUUCCAACUUUUAUUUUAGGUUCAGGAGUACAUGUACAAGAUAUACAGGUUUGUUACAUAGGUAAACGUGGGCCAUGGUGGUUUGCUGCACAGAUCAUUCUGUCACCCAGGUAUUAAGCCCAGUAUCCGCUAGUUAUUCUUCCUGAUUCUCUCCCUCCUCCUACUGUCCACCUUCUGACAGGCCCCAUUGUGUGUUGUUCCCACCCAUAUGUCUAUGCACUGUCAUCAUUUAGUUCCCACUUAUAAGUGAGAACAUGUAGUAUUUGGUUUUCUAUUCUUGGGUUAGCCUUUUUGCUAACUAUACAAUUAGUGAUUCUUCAGGUUCUCUGUGGUUCAGGCCCUCCUGGGUUGUAGGGGCCAUUGUGAAGGUCUUUCUUCCUCUCGCAUACUCCUUUUACCCUGUUGCCUUUCUCCACAGAGGGCCAUAAGUGGAAUGGGUAGCUGUCACAACUGCUUCAGAUACAAACAACUAGAUUUUUUUGUCAUGUUUUCUCAUCAUAGUUGUUAUUUAUUCCUCCUUGAAAUAAAGGAGUCUUUAUCUUGCAUCCACAUGGCGCUUCUGGGGUCACUUCCUGGAAACCCUUCUGACUCUGGGGUUGGUUAGAAUGCCAGCUGUAUCUUUUGCUGGGAACUCUACUGCAAAAGAGCUAGAGCCAAUUUGCUCAUCGACCAAAAGUUUGCUGCUCCUCUGGUUCAAAAAGGGUGAGCUGAGCAGACUUCUUUGAUUUCCAAAGCUGGUGCAGUAGUUUCAGAUUCCAUUGAGUAUGAGGGAAUUUAUAUAUAAAACAGUCUCUUCUGAUGGCUGUAAUUGGAUUUUAAGGGCUGCAUCAUAUAUUGUUUUCAUGGUCAAAAUGGAAUCAAGCAUGUGGAGUGCAUUGCUUUGUGAUUCAAAGUAAUUGAGCUUCUUGUCUGUUUCACCCAGGCAAGACAAAGCCUCUGCAGUUGAGGGAGCCACACUGGCCCUGGGUAAAGACUGAGCAUAGGUAAGGGAUUAGAGAUCAUCAAGGGCUUGAGUUUUGAAGGGUCUACAUACACUCUGCAUUUCCAACUCCACCAAAGGAUCUAAAUGCAAAACAAAGCUGCUCUGUAAGACAGCCCCUAGAGCUGAUCCCAAACAGCUGCAUGCAGCUAGGCCUUAUCACUUCUCUAAUCAAAAAUUUUGAGGCCAGUGUAUUUCAGGAACCCCCUAACUGACAAGUAGCACCCUCUCCUAGAUGUUGGACAGAUAUUGGACACAAAAAAACAGAUGUUUCUGGAGCAUUACUAGUCUAAACACUGGGACUCUCAAAGCCACUCUGCAGUGAAGACUGUCUCCAUUGCUAGCCAAAGAUGGAAUCAAGGGAUUAUUUCCUGAUAGAGCUAAGCAAGGGUGGAGCUUUCAGGGAGACUAAAAGGUGGUGGUGUGGCCUCUUUAGACAAUGAGGUGCACACACCAAACCAGCCCCUUUCUAAGCAUUAGGGCCAAGUCUCUGCCUGCAUCUUGUUGUGGAUAGGGAUAGCCAAACUUGAUUGUAGAAGAUAAAAUAGGCCUUUUGGCUGUUAUGGCUUAGACAAUGGAAUUUUUCAUAGCUAUAGCUGAUUAAUUAGAGUUCUUCAUUGGGGUUUUGGGACAAAGCCCAGCUAGUAAUCAAGUCUUACUAUGCCUUGUUGUUGUUGUUUUUUUCUUUUUAAUAUAUAUUUUUAAAAUUUAGGGACCAAGCAAGAAAACUGAGCAGUUAAAGGCAGGAUGUGGAUAUUACUGCAUAUCCUGGGUCUUCUUGACCAGUCACUAUAUUAAUCAUACUUCAACAUCCCAUAUGUUGCUAUAAUAGACUACUACAGACUGGGUAAUUUAUGAAGAAAUUUCUCAUAGUUAUAGAGGCUGGAAGUCCAAUAUCAGGUGCCAGCAACUGGCAGGGGCCUUCUUAUAUUUAUUCUCAUAGUUAUAGAGGCUGGAAGUCCAAUAUCAGGUGCCAGCAACUGGCAGGGGCCUUCUUGUUAUAUCAUCCCAUGGCAGGAGAGAAGGGGCCCUAACUCAUCCUUUUGUCAGGAACCCACUCCCAUGAUAACUAACUCACUUCCACUAUAAUGGCAUUUAUCUCCUAAUCAACUCUUAAAAGUCACACCUCUCAAAAAUGUUGCACUGAGGAUUAAUUUUCAACACAUGAACUUGGGGAACACAUUCAAACCAUAUCAUCACACCAUGAUUAGGUUCAAAGAGACCCUUGCCAGAAAGUCUCCAUUCAUUCCAGAAUCUUAUUAGAAGUUCAAUAAUAUUAGUUCUUAUAAAUAGUGAUUGGCAAAAUACAAUCAAAAGAUUAGAAGCUAAGCUCCUUUGAGUAACACAUUAUUCAUUCACUGUCAUCUUGCCCAAAGUUGGCUGUUAAUAAUCUAACGAGUUUUGGCAGAGACUCCUAGGACCCGAUUUCAUGGUAUGUUCUUUCAAUGAGGUUAAUAGUAUUCAUAUCAGAGUCAUCUCUAGACCUAUCAGGAAAAGUUGAGUUUCCAUCCCUUCUCAAAAAUUUUCAAGGACCUACCCCCUUCUCUCUGAUCCAGCUCUGGCUGGCUGCCCUCCUUCUGCAGGCGUGGGCCCAGUGAGAAUGGCUAUUUUACAAGUAAGUUUUCUUUCUUUUUUCCAUUUCAUUUUAACACAUACUGCUUGGAUAAGAAAUCAUUUUCUUCUUCAGGCCUCAAGUAACCAGGGGCUCAUGGUUUAGCUCACACCACAGCUACUUAGUUAAGAAAGUUCCUACAUGAAAUCUACAUGCCUGGGCCACAUUGUACACUUUAUACUUUGAUAAUAUUAAUUCUUAGUAUUUUUCACACCUGCACAAUAGAACCUUACCUUCCAUGUCAGGGGAAGGUCAAGGAUUCUUAGUUUAAGCAUUUUAUAUGUUAUUUCAUCAGGUCAGUUAAAAUGCUUGCAUAUUUUUGCCCUCAGUCAAGAGGCAAAAACUUGUGAGCUGGUUUAAUCAGAUUAUUCUCAAUCUCCUAGGGGAGAUUAACUGAAUGGACUGUAUUUUGAGAAAUGAACAGAGGAAGAGCUAGAGUUAAAGCUUUGGACACCUGCUUGGUCAAGGAAGGGAAGAUGCUUAAAGUCAAAUGCCUACUGGGAAAGGAAUAGGAAACCACAAAGGCCACUUUAGAACAACUCACAAUGUUUGCUUUAGUUAGGCAAAAAAUAAAAUGAAAUGAAACUUCCUAACACUGAAAGCCACUAUGUAUUAUGAACAUCAUAGCCAUAUACUAUGUUUUCUCAGAAAGUAGUCUCAAAGUUUAUCAUAGUCAGGUACAUACUUACUUGGAA
Molecule: messenger RNA, 9557 nt
Organism: Callithrix jacchus (white-tufted-ear marmoset)
Lineage: Eukaryota; Metazoa; Chordata; Mammalia; Primates; Cebidae
Gene: FAM185A
Product: family with sequence similarity 185 member A
Source: RefSeq, a predicted model, not a curated record